AAAAAUAGCAAAUUAUAAAAAAAGAAAUAAUUCAGAAUUCUUUGUUUCCGUUCUCGGUUUUUUUUUUUUUACGUUUAUACAUGAUACAUUUGUGAGGAUAUUAUAUGUUCUCCUUUUUCAUUUUCUCAAACGAUUGACAGGAAUACAGUUGCAUAUUUGGAAGAGGAUGAAAAAAUUGUCCAAGUUGAUGUUUUUUGCUGUUCUUUUCGUUGUUCCAGCAGAAUGCUUUGAAAACCUUAGUCUACUCUCAGAAUAUGCAGGCCAGCCGGUACAGAGUGAAUCUUAUAGGUACCCUGCCAUAUACACAGCCGACAAGGCAGUUGAUGGAUUUCUUCAAAGAGAUGUUGGUGAAGAUACAUGUAGUAUUACUCUGGCUAAUACACAUAUUCUCUCAGCAUGGUGGAAACACUCACUAAAACGCAUGGCCAAUGUAGCAUUUUUGAAAAUUUUCUUUAGAAAUUCAACUGUUAAUCGACAUACGGGGUUUUCAGUAUUUGUUUUCAACGACUCAUCCUUUAUCCCGCCAUCUAAUUCUGGAGAGAUUGUAUACAAUAACGACCCCUCUGUUUGCCCUACGGAAGAGAUGAUGAUAAAAGUGAAUAAAGUGACACAAGGAUUAGCUUUGUAUAAUUCAAAGGAUUCUCCUCUGGACACAAACUGCACAGGAUAUGAACCAACUUUUGCUACUAUUGAAAUUUGCGAAGUAUUAGUUAUUGGUUGUCCCUUGCAACAUUACGGGGGAAAGUGUACACCUUGCUAUCAGAGAUGCCAUGAUAAACAUUGUGACGCAUUUUCUGGUUCUUGUAUUUAUGGAUGCAACAAUACCUAUAUGACUUCAUUGGAUUGUUCAUGCAUACCUGGACAUUAUGGAAAUUUUUGUGAGGAUGUUUGUGGGAAAUGUAUCACUGGAACCUAUUGUGAUCAGUAUGCCGGGGUAUGUCCAAAAGGAUGCUCAGAAAACUGGCAAGGCGCUAAAUGCGAUGAAUGUCAAGAUUAUAAAUAUGGACCAAACUGCGUGUUUGAUUGUGGCCACUGCAAAAACAACACAACCUGCUCAAAAACUGAUGGGAGGUGUAGUUAUGGUUGCGAAUCUGGAUGGAGCGGUUCCUUUUGCUUGGAACUACCACCGUUUACGGCGAAAGCAGAUGCUGGUGAUUGGUUUUUGAAAACUCCAUCAAUCAUUACCCUUGUUGGUUCAUCACUAUUCGUCGUCGCUAUUCUUAGCAUAGGAAUACGAGUUUUAUACAAGAAAAUAAAGCAAAAUGACAUGAAGGAAAUUAAAGAGGAAUGCAGUGGAAAAUCAGAUUCAAAUAAGGAUUCAAUGCGCUACAUUUGUGGCCAAAAUGAUGUGACAGGCGAUAAUCAUUACUAUAAUGAUAUGAAUUCUAAACAAAUCGACUUCUAUGCAAAUGACACCAUCCUGUAUGAAAAUGUAUGAAAUGUUUGGUUUUGUAGAUAAAAAAAAAAACAAAUAUUUGUCGUGAUCAAUGAUUCAUGCAAAAUUAAAGUUGACAAUUCCGUAUUUAAAAAAGUGCUUU
Saccostrea cuccullata (small rock oyster) is the source of this 1538-nucleotide messenger RNA. RefSeq names its product delta-like protein D. The transcript has 8 exons. The record is from RefSeq and is a predicted model, not a curated record. NCBI's taxonomy places the organism in Eukaryota, Metazoa, Mollusca, Bivalvia, Ostreida, Ostreidae. The coding region runs from base 167 to 1438 and encodes 423 amino acids.